Messenger RNA from Penicillium argentinense, 477 nucleotides. RefSeq names its product ankyrin repeat domain-containing protein. Lineage: Eukaryota; Fungi; Ascomycota; Eurotiomycetes; Eurotiales; Aspergillaceae. Gene Ontology annotation, molecular function: protein binding. The coding region runs from base 1 to 477 and encodes 158 amino acids. The transcript is spliced from 2 exons. The record is from RefSeq and is a predicted model, not a curated record.
AUGUCUGACGACUGGGGGCUGCCUCCUUGGGAGGAACCGAUUGUGAUCAUGGCUGCGAACAAACUUGUUUUAUUCCGGGCCAUCGAGAAGGGCCCCGAAGACGUCGCGCAGCUGCUUUUCAAGGAAUACGCCGAAGUCGAUGCACUUGAUGGCCAUGGACGCACGCUCUUGCUACAAGCUAUCGCAAGCAAAAACCAAGCUCUGACAGAGCAGUUGUUGAAGACCGGGGUCCCUGUUGACUUAUUCGACUUCCAUGGUCAUACGUCGUUGAUACUGGUUGCUCAAAAUGGGUCUGCUCCCAUCGUCAGCUGUCUACUGAAUACCGGUGCCAAUCCAAAUGCCAGAGACUGGCACUAUGGUCGCACAGGAUUGUCAAGGGUAGCGGAAAAGGGGAAUGAAGAUAUCGUGGUCAUAUCUGCUGCCCAGACUUGCUCAGUCCCUUUUGCAACACCUUCGACGGACGCAAUGCAAACCUGA